This is a messenger RNA of Chenopodium quinoa (quinoa), 2344 nucleotides long. RefSeq names its product bZIP transcription factor TGA10-like. The record is from RefSeq and is a predicted model, not a curated record. The transcript has a single exon. Gene Ontology annotation, biological process: DNA-templated transcription. Gene Ontology annotation, molecular function: sequence-specific DNA binding. Bases 334 to 1890 code for a protein of 518 amino acids. Lineage: Eukaryota; Viridiplantae; Streptophyta; Magnoliopsida; Caryophyllales; Amaranthaceae.
AUCAAACUCCACGCAGCUGCAAUUUGGUAGCGUAAUGCUACAUUGUUGUUGUAUUCCUGAAUUUAGCAACUCCCACUUGCCCGAUUUGCUGUUCCACCACAUACUACUUCUGACAACAAUUUCAAAAUUAUUUUAAAAUAACUUAUCAAUGUGAAGCAAAUUAUUCGGUGCAUCUUGAAAAUCGUGUAAAGUGUCUAAGAGAGAUUAUAUAUACUUUGAUGUACUACUGAAAAACUAUUAAGCUAGUCCAACAAAAAAAAAAAAAAUCUUUAUAUACUUAGUGCUACAAAAAAAAAAAAAAAAAUAAUAAUAAAAAAAAAAAAAAAAACAAACAUGAAGAAGAUAGAACGAAAAGUUAAACACAAAGCCUUAGUGAAUGAGGUUUUAGAUGAUUUGCUUGGUCUUCAAGAGCAAGAUCGUCAGAAAUUUAUGGCAGUGAUUAAAGAUUCCGAUACUGAGUGGACCCCAGCCCUCACGAAACUAGUUGACCAGAUCAUAGCUCACUAUGAGAAGUACUAUAGAGUCAUUACUAAGUUGAUCAAGGGUAAUGUACGAGUUCUACUCUUUGUGUCCCCUGAGUGGCCUUCCCACUUGGAGGACCCUUUUCUUUGGGUCGGCGGGUGGAGGCCUAGUAUGGCUUUCCACCUGCUCGACUUCAACCCCGAGUUAAAACUUGGGGUUGGACUCGGUAAGUUGCUUAGCGGGGUAAACAUAUCCGGGUUUAAGGAUAUCUCGCCGAGUCAGUUUAUUCGAGUCGGCGAGCUCCAGAGGUACACUAUGCGAGAGGAGGCCGAACUUACUCAUUCUCUCGCCGACACUGAUGCUCAGGCGGGCGAAGAUAUUGAGUCUGAUUUAGUGAUGGCGGAGAAAAAUAGCGCCACCGCCCCCACCGCCAAUAAUGAUCAUCAUGAGUUAGGGGAAAUCUUCAGCAAGGCGGAUGAUCUACGGCUGGAAACACUAAAACAGUUUGUAAAAAUCUUAAGUCCAAUCCAAGCCGUCCAAUUAUUUAUUCCUGCCGCUCAGCUUCACCUCAAGGUUGAAGCGUGGGGUAAGAACAAAUGGGACGCUCAUACAAGAAAACUUCACGCCCACGAUUCCAAUAAGAGUAAUGGCGAUACCGAACCCUCCGAUAAUAUUUUCGGAGGGUUCUUCAAGAUAUGGCUCCGCCAGAAGGAGGCGGACCUUCUUGAGCUCCAGUCCGCCGCGGUGGCGUACACGGAGACAACUCGGUCUAUACACGAGACGAAUCAAAACCUCCGCCGACUAGUUCGGCGGGUGUUGAGUAACUACGAGCAUUACUACCGAGUCAAGUCCGAGUCCGUAAAACAGAACGUACUCCACAUGAUGACCCCUUCAUGGAGGUCUCUCCUUGAGCAUGCCUUCCUAUGGAUCGGCGGGUGGAGACCGUCGACGGCAUUUCACCUAUUAUACACCAUCGUCGGAUUACAACUCGACGCCGGACUCACUAAGUUGCUAGAUGGGUUAAGGACCGGCGACUUGGCUGACCUCUCAGAGAGUCAACUCGCCCAAGUCAAUGAGUUGCAGAUGAAGACGGUUAAGGAUGAGAGGGAGUUGACUGAGGUGAUGGCUGCGGUACAAGAGACGGUGGCCGACUCGUCGAUAGUUCGGCUUUUGGGUGUGGUGGGGUCGAGUGAGUCGGAUGAUGAGCGAGUUGAGUCGACACUAGUGACGAAAGAGGAUAAGUUGAAGGAGAUAUUUGAGAAGGCGGAUGAUCUACGGAUGAAAACGCUUAGUAAUGUGGUGGGUAUAUUAAAUCCAAUCCAAGCCGUUCAUUUCUUGAUUGCUGCUGCUGGACUUCAACUUAGGCUUCAUGAAUGGGGUAAGAAGAAGGAUAAAGCUGGUGCACUGGUCAUUGCAAUGAAAACUUAGUUGGUCUUAUACACAUUAUAAUAGUAUUAGCCUAUUAGGAGGAGAAGUGUGUAUGUGUGUAUAGGGAUGGGUCGGGUUGUUGAUGAGUUAAUGUGGUUAUGUUAGAUUAAGGUAGGGUAACCCGGCUCAGACUCGUAUAUUUCUAACUUAAUAAAUAUUUAUGUUUAAAAAUGUCAAGUGGCUUUCUUUGUUUUUCUAUGGUGGUAUGUAUCAUAGUGUAAUUUUUUUUUAUUGUUUAUGAUGAUGUAUAUAUAUAUAUAUCAUGAUGUAUCAUAGAGUACUCCAAUGGACUCGUUAAAAAUGUUUAAAUUUUGGAAGGGGCUUGGGGAUUGUCGUUGAUUGGUUAAAUUUGUUGCUUUUAUUAGGGUAGACUAACUUAAAAUCGUAUGUAACUAACUAAAUAAAGUGUAUUGUUGUUCAAAGUGAGAAAUUAUCUUUGAUUCUUGGUUUUUUC